UUUCAUCCAAAUGCAAAAAAUAGUCAUUUUCACAAAACCAUUUACAAAUGUUGCUAUCAGCUAAAAAUAGCUAAUCCUUAAAUACUACGGAACAGACAGAACGUCUGUUUUCAUUUCUCGUAACCUAAGUGAUGAUUUAAGUCUAUUUCUGAAAGUUAUUUUAUUUUAAAAUGGCAGUCGUAUAGUGCUUACAGGUAAACUUACAAGUUACAGUUGAUGUUUGACAGGCUGGGUCGUUACAUAACAAUGCAUUACCACCAGCUUUGUUUGUGACACAUCGGGCAGGUCAGGGAACAGUGUUAUGAUUAGGCUCCUGGUUCAGCAUGUCUAUGCAUGUGAUUGCAGAAGAAGAUCGUAAAUGGUGACAGCUGAUUUCGGUGUUUAUGAUUUAUGUUGAGUUUGAUUGCUGCUGAACAUUUUGAUGAUGGAUGAAGAUGAUGACAGUGACGUCGAGAUAAUUGACCCUUCUCCUGAACAGACUGAUGAUGAAGAUGAACUGGUGGACAUAACCGGUGAUGAUAUUCCUGUCCCAAUAAUUGAGGUUCAACUACCACAUAGUCCAGAGUUUGUUGCUUUGCAAGUAGACUCUGAUAACACAACAGAUGUUGAUGACAAUGAUAAUGAAGAUAAUGAAGACACUGAUCUGUUUGAGGAUAAUACAUCAAACCAGGAAAAUAUUCCACUUGAAGUAACCGUCUGGCCAAAUGUUCCAGAAGACAUAGACAAUCAGGAACUUGUUCCAGCAGCAACAUCCAGUCAGGACACCAUUCAACCUGGGACAGCAGCCAAUGAGCAGAGAGUGUCACAAGAGACAUCCAAUCAGCAAGCUGGUUCUUCAGAGACAGCCAAUCAGCAGCCUUUGUUCGUGGCACCAGAAAGUUUUCCAGCAUUACUUGUUGUCCCAGUUAGCCAUCGUGUUUUGACUUCCCACAAUGACUCGGUUUCGGAAUUCCAGUCUCCGAAACGACGGAAGCUUAUGACACCAGAGAAGAGAAAACUGAGUGACUCUGAGGAUGACAGUGAUUGUUGUCCCAUUUGUUUUGAUCCUUGGACCACUUCCGGCACUCACAGACUGGCAUCGUUAAAGUGCGGACACCUGUUUGGUCAGAGUUGUAUUGAGAAGUGGUUGAAGGGACAGGGAGGUAAAUGUCCACAGUGCAAUUCCAAAGCAAAGAGGCAAGAUAUUCGGGUUCUUUACACAAAGUCUAUAAAGGCGGUGGACACGACGGAGCGCGACCAAGCGUUGAAGGAGCUUGAGAAGGAGAGAGAGGCUCGGAGGAGGGUUGAGUUGGAAGGAGCCCAGACACGCUUACAGUACCAGCUGGCUGUCGGAGAGUGUAACCGACUCCGAGAAGAGAUCGACAAACAGAGGAGACAGUUAGAGGCUUUGAGGUCACAGGCCAGUUCGAGUCAGAGUUUGUCGAAUGUUGAGACGUCUUCAUCCUCCAGCAGUCAGUGUUCGUCUGAUGGGAGGUUCGUGCUCGACAGGACUGUCAAAAUAUGGGAGGCUGGUCAAUGUCGUGUGAUAGCGUACAGUCGAGCCCUGGCUGCUGUGGUCAUCUCGCAGCCUUCAUCUAGUCCUCUCUUUCCUGGUUUUGGAGUUAAAAAGAUCAGUGCCAUGGACUUCAAAACGACCCAGUUCCUGACGAUCCACAGCAAAGCGAUCCGAGACAUCUGUUUCCAUCCUGUAGUGGAUGACGGUAUUCUGUUGUCAUGUUCAUUGGACCGGACCAUCAAGAUGACCAGCAUCAUCAGUAACACUGUCGUACAGACAUAUAACAGCCCCACGCCAGUUUGGAGUUGUGUUUGGAAUGCAGAUGAUCGUAAUUUCUUCUAUGCCGGACUUCAGAACGGUACAGUUCUGGAGUUUGACAUCCGCAACACGACCAGCUUCGUCCAGCAGUUGAAUACUGAGAACAGCAAGUCUCCGGUUGUAGCCCUGCAGUACGUGCCACGCGAUCACAAUUCCAGCUUCAGGCCCAGAGGUUUGUUAGUUGGACAACUGGAUCGGAUUAGUUUCUAUGAGAAAAAGACUGACAGCCAGCUUCGUCUUCACAUACUGCCAUUGGAAGGAAGUUUAACGAGUUUAGAUUUUGAACCAAAUCUCCGUCAACUACUAGCAAGUUUCCGACCAACUGGCAAACAGCCGAUUGUCAGACACCAGAUGUGUGAAAUGACGUGUGCUAGUGUUCGCCUUGACUCGAUCGCUGAGAACAUGUGUUCAUGCAACAUCAUCCAGACACUGAAAGGAGGUCGUACACAAACCGUGCUGUCGCGGUCCCGCCUGGUGCCACACCCAACAAACCCACACAGGCUGCUAGUCUGUGCAGGGGACGAAACCAGCACAACACUCCAGAUCUGGGAUUCUGGCACGGGUCAACUCAUCCAACAGCUGCAGUGUCAAGGCUUAGUGGUGGACGUGGUGAUGAUACAUGUGAACCACACCACCUACCUCCUGGCCCUCACAGACAAACACCUUAAGGUUCACAAGUGGAUUGGAAACCAGUAACCACUCGUCAAACACAAAUAGAAAUAGCAAGAGUCAAAGUUUUCCCACAUCCUCGAUAAAUUCCGUAAAAAUGUGAUUGGUCCAACAGAGGAUUGUUGAUGGUUAUGGAAUAUUGAAGAAUGAUAAUGAUUUCAGAGGAACGGAAAGAAUAGCAGAUCUAAAAGUGGCUAGCAUUCCGAAACUACUGUGCUCCAGGAAAACGCGUGUCCCAAUUUUCAGUUAUUAUUGCUAUCACGUUUGAAGUUGCUAUAAAAUUCAAUAACUGUAACCCGUGUGUACAAUUUGUGGGCUAUACGUUGCCUACCAGAAUAUAUCCAGUUAUACAAAAUCAGUUAAAUUAAUUAUAUUUUGUUCUCGUAUCCUUUUUACAAUUACAAAUCUGACUGGUGCAUUUUCAGUGAAGUUCAGUAUAUUAGUAAUUCAGCAAAUGAACAUUGAUUAUCAACCAACCGACCGUUAGGGGUGGGAUGUAGCCCCAUGGUAAAGUGUUCGCUCGAUACGCGGUCAGUCUGGGAUCGAUCCCCGUUGGUGGGCCCAUUGGGACAUUUCUCAUUCCAGCCAGUGCACCACGACUGGUAUAUCA
Gigantopelta aegis is the source of this 3092-nucleotide messenger RNA. Its product is annotated as E3 ubiquitin-protein ligase RFWD3-like. The transcript has 15 exons. Lineage: Eukaryota; Metazoa; Mollusca; Gastropoda; Neomphalida; Peltospiridae. The record is from RefSeq and is a predicted model, not a curated record. Gene Ontology annotation, molecular function: ubiquitin protein ligase activity; protein binding; metal ion binding. Gene Ontology annotation, biological process: interstrand cross-link repair; protein ubiquitination. The coding region runs from base 422 to 2509 and encodes 695 amino acids. Gene Ontology annotation, cellular component: nucleus.